CAAAACAUGAUCCAGACUGAAGCCCAUAUCCUAAUCAAGGCCUCUCUCACUCCCUAUUCUAGUUCCUAUGAUUCGCGCAUCGCCUCUCCAAAGCUUCAUCGUUAAUCGCAGACACAGAAACAAAGAGCGAGCCUUUGACUUCUCUUUUGGUUUCUUUAAGCGAAUUUUAGCAGAGGAGGAGCUGCAAAAGCUUCAGGGAGGAUAAGAUGUCAGGGAGGAAAGAAACUGUUCUGGAUUUGGCCAAGUUUGUAGAUAAAGGUGUCCAAGUUAAGCUCACUGGUGGAAGACAAGUGACAGGGACUCUGAAAGGGUAUGAUCAGUUACUAAAUCUUGUCCUCGAUGAAGCUAUUGAGUUUCUAAGAGAUGCUGAUGAUCCAUUGAAGACUACUGAUCAGACCAGGCGACUUGGCCUAAUAGUGUGUAGAGGAACUGCUGUAAUGCUAGUGUCACCAACUGAUGGUACAGAUGAGAUUUCCAACCCUUUCGUCCAGCCGGAUGGGUCCUAAAUAUCUUUUCCAUCUGUUCUCCUUCCGAAACUGCUAAAUUUGAAUCUUUAUGCUGUUUUAUGCUUGUUCGCUGCACUUUUUUAAAAGCUGGCUUAUUGCAAAAUAGAUAGUUUCUUGUAAUAUUGGUUCUAGCCUACUCUUAGCUCUUGAAUCAUGCUACUCUAUGAACUAAUGUGCUAAAACUGUCUAUCUCACUCUGUUUGUCUCCA
This is a messenger RNA of Mangifera indica (mango), 715 nucleotides long. RefSeq names its product sm-like protein LSM7. Gene Ontology annotation, biological process: nuclear-transcribed mRNA catabolic process; mRNA splicing, via spliceosome. Gene Ontology annotation, cellular component: Lsm1-7-Pat1 complex; catalytic step 2 spliceosome; U6 snRNP. The record is from RefSeq and is a predicted model, not a curated record. The transcript has 6 exons. The coding region runs from base 207 to 506 and encodes 99 amino acids. Gene Ontology annotation, molecular function: RNA binding. Lineage: Eukaryota; Viridiplantae; Streptophyta; Magnoliopsida; Sapindales; Anacardiaceae.